This is a messenger RNA of Aethina tumida (small hive beetle), 1517 nucleotides long. RefSeq lists its product as uncharacterized. NCBI's taxonomy places the organism in Eukaryota, Metazoa, Arthropoda, Insecta, Coleoptera, Nitidulidae. The record is from RefSeq and is a predicted model, not a curated record. The transcript is spliced from 4 exons. The coding region runs from base 342 to 1058 and encodes 238 amino acids.
GCCAUAUUGUGAAAUACUGUAAACCCAUGCAGCCUUUGUUUUUAGUUUACUAGUGUAGUGUUUUUUCAGACAAAACAAUAACAAAUGUCACAAUAAUCAGGGCAAGUGUUGUGGUUCCAUGGAAAAUGUUUUCAUCUCUAAAAAAACAAAAACUGCCAAAUAAUACGCUGUAUCCCAUUGGUAAUAUUUUGGCAGCUGAAAUUCAAUCAGUUUUGAUCAAUUCAAUUGGCAAUUACAAAUUGUACUUACGAAGGGUCAGAGUUUCAGCGACGGAAGUGAUAACUGUUUGCAGAGGGGUAGAGCUGCAUUGUUGGUAGAAGAUUUUUUAAAUAUUUUUCAACAUGGAUUUUACUGAAGAGCAAAUAAAGGAUGCAAAAAAAUUUGGACAGUUUUACUUUGACCUCGUUGAAAAUCAUAAAAACACUGUUAAGUAUUAUGUAUCCAGUGAUGUAACAUUGGAUUGGUUUGGACAAACUGUGAAAGGCGAAAAGAAAGUGAAUCUCUUCCUCAAGUCGACAUUAUCGACAAUAAAGCACUACUUCACUGAUCCAGCACCAGUUGAAAAGAUCGGUUUCCGAGAAACGCAUGUGAUAAAAUUACAUAGCGAACAAAAGAAAAAGUUGAACACAUUGAUGAGUCCACCAAGGACAACGUAUUUCCUUAGAACUCCCACAAAACAAACGCAGCCAUCCACAAGUUCAACACCAACAGGCGAUAAAACAACCCCCAGGGUAAAUUCAAAUGAACACCUUCAAGUUUCGCCGGCAAAGAAAUUCAAAGCGGCGCCUUCCGAGUGGUCUGAUGCCGAAGAGACCAUCGAGCCGGAAAGUGGAAUAUCGGUUAAAUACAUCACUUGCGAUGGAUCCGUCGAGUUUCAUAAGCCUAGCAGUAAGAAACUGCAAGCAGAGACAAAGUGGAAGAGACCCUGCAAGCUCAGUGUGGGAUAUACAUCUACAAACAAACAGGACUAUACUAUUCACUUAAUUAUUUACGAGGGUAAUGUAAAGUGCAGACGAAACUUGAUGAAAGACUUCAGUUCUGAGGAUGAGGAAAAUUAAUCCGAAAUUGUUGUUGCUCAUUUUUGACCAUUUUUAAAAUCAGUGACACUUGUUUAUGAAAGAUCUGAUUAUUUGGUGAUAUAAUUAUUUUUAUGUUUGAGACUUGAUUUGGACAAGAAAAGGGAGUGAUUAGUGGCAGUUUCGGCUUGUGUAUUAUAGACUUUGAUUUAUAAUAUUUAACACAUUUUCUAGACUAGUGCAAUUAGUUAUAAUUUCUCUUCAAGUUGAGAGUUUAUUUGUUAUGUACCUGUACAAUACGUAUUCACGUGGUACUUUAAGAUUUUUAUGAAAAAUGUAAUACAUGAUGAUAGUAUCUUUGUUGACAAAGGUAACUUGUUUUGUAAUUAAGUGAGAAGUAACCUAAUAUGUGAUUUACAUUGUGCCACCUAUCAAACAUAGGGUCCAAUUGUUUUAUUAUAUUUGAUAUUGUUAUGACAAUAAAAUCACUUUAAAGUAAAA